AAAACGAAAUCUCUCGAAUCUCUUGGAACUUUCUAGGCUCAUCUGCGGGAAAAACUUAUAAUUGCUAACCAGAGAAUUUCCAGUCUGUAUAUCAUCUACUCUCGAUCUUUUAUUUUCGUCUUACACGUCGUUUCGACAUUCAAAAGCGAAACACGCCGAAGAGGCGUGGUGAAGCUGCUCGGACGGGUAACAUCGCGGUGCCUUCAAAAGCGAGGAAAUUCAGUGAAAGAGCCGUGUCUAGUGACAGUGCUUUUGAGGUCAGUGGAUCGCGCGGACAUUCGUCGCGUGAGCGACUCUCUGCUGUAAACCUUAAAUCGUCAUUUGCCACCAUCUCAGCAGUUUUUUGUAAAUUCGCGGUCAACGGCGUAGGUUUGCUUUCUCGUUUGAAAAGUAAGAGAAUCCAGUUUCGUCUCCUGUCAUUUUCCUUUACGCGAGUUGCGCGUUUCACUUCUCUCGGCGAGAAGCUGUAUAAAGUAUAAGCUUCUUCUUCCGCAUUCUUGAACAGCAAAAGCCAACUCCAUCCGAGAGCUUUUCUUCCUUCUUACGUGUCACUUUGAAAUUGAAGGGUUGAGAGUAAAGAUUAGCCGAGGGGCGACUCUUUAUUUUUAUCAGUCUAGAUAAAUCAAAUUUUCUUCAAGAGUAACCGUCAAAGGCUACGUCACUGGCAGGGUCCUCGUGACACAGAUCAGCGACGGCAACUGUAACGGUACUCGUCGGCGUGACCCACUCUCUCGGCGAAGUCGCGAUCUCUCAGUCUUCCUCCUUCGUCCACCUCUUCGUGUCUCUCCCUAGUGGACUCUUCGUUCGUCGCCGCCGCUCGCACGUAUACGGGAGAAUCUUCUCUCCCGUGCGCGCCGGCAGGCUACACUUUUUCUUCCAUGUGAAAAGAACUACAUCGUAUGGGUCGCUUCGUCGCAUGGGCGGACGGCGAUAGCCACCAGGCCGCGGCUGAUUACGGGCAGUAAUGAAAGCGGCCUGCUUGCACACGGUGAACAAGAUAGCCGUGUGCGCGUUUGUCUGACAUGUAGCUUCACGUAACUUCCCCGCCGUCGUAUCCUCGCAGCAGUCGUCAAUGAAAACGACGACGUUGCCGCUGUCGCAGUGCAGUCGUUGUUGUUCUUCGCGCGUAGACGUGUGAACGUGAGUUGCGGGUGUUCGUGAGGGUGUUCCUUUGAAUAUAUAGUUUGUCGAUUGUCAAAGAAACCGCGGCGGUCCAUCCAUCCGCUGGACCAGCGAGUUGAAAAUUCGCGAGUUAUGGGAGCCACCGCGCUCUUCUUUUUUCAGGUGAUAGCAUUCGAGCUAACGAGAUGUCAAGGAGGCGGGCCGAGCACGUUCGGAUACGACGCGUCCUCGGCCUGCAACAAGCCGUACUCACGCGUAGGACGCGUAUACCACGAGGAUCUGCCGUGUGACUUUCGCCGACAGAGCUGGUGCACGAUUGCCGGUAGCUCUUACCCGUGGCACGCGGUGCGUCGAUUCGUACGCGAAAAUCAGGGAUUAAUGAAGCGCAUGUACGGCGAUGAGAGUUACUUUAACGUUCUUCGAGCGGAAUUCGAAAAGAAUGACAUCGAACUAAAAUACGACGAGUAUCAUCAAUAUUUUGACGAUCUACGACGAUCUCAAUAUGACGACGAUUACGAGUUUAUCGACGACGUUCGACCGAACGAGUACGAAGGUCGUGGAUUCACCAGUCGCUCCCUCAACGAUCCCAUUACCAAGCGAUUGAACAAGUUCUCGAAACUCAGCGAGUACACCAGACCGCACUUUAAACCCACUGAAAAAACCGUCAGCAGCUCAACUGCCUCGAGUACGACAAUUUUCUCUUCGACCUCACCCUGUUCGACUUUGACGUCGAUCAGCACCGCUACUCCCACCGAUACGUCGAUUCCGUCUUUGACGACGCCGUCUGAGUCCGUCACCACUAUCACAAGCACGGAAGAAGCUAGCACACAACCCGUUGUCUUUUCAAAACCUUCAAACAUCACCGCCAAAAUCGUCAAUGACGACUCUACGGCGAAUAACACGACAACAGAAGCGAACAACGCGACAAAGGCGUCACCAAGCGUCACUGUUGCACAAAUUGUUAGAGAACAGAACUUCAGCAUCAAUGAGAUUCCCGGCCAAAUUGACAGGAUAGACGAAAAUCUUGAAGAAUCUGCAGAAGUAAUAUCGGAAGACACGAGGAUAGUUGAAGAAAAUACAACUUCGAUACCAACCAAUUUGACAAAGGAAUUGCCAAUUGAUCAGGAAAAAGAGGAAGAAGCUGAGGAAGAGGACGCGGUUGGCGCGUCAAAAACAUCUCAAGAUCACGAAGAGAUGGUCGCCGCGUCUAACCAACAGGAAGAGUUUAGGCCGCGUCCGGAAAAUCGGCCGUCGUCGUCGAGCACGGAGGCGGGUACCGGAGAACAGCUUUAUCAAGACGCCGCUUCAGAGGAACAACCAGUGUUGAAACUUCGAGGAGUAAACGCUUGUCCGGUUAAAGAGGAGGUCGUCGCUCCUUUUUGGGCCAACAACACUCGCGGUGAAUUGCUGGCUCUUCUGAAUCUUUAUCCCUUCGAGCAGUACGUUCAUUGGGAAAAAUGCACACAUGAGAAUAAACAAAUGCAUUGUCGAGACGGAUGCAGAUGUGAGCAGCAGUAUCGGCUGCAUCGGCUGCUGGCUUACGAUCCGAACAACGAGUGCCGCGGUAUAUUCAGCGACUGGUUUAAAUUUCCCAGCUGCUGCAUUUGCCGUUGCUACGACUUGCCGAUUGAAUUUCGAGUGGCUUCGCGUUCGCCGCGUACUUCGCACAAGCGACGAAUCAAAGUGCAACCGCCAAUGCGGGACCGUUACGCGUAAUCCAAUUAUUCUACUGGUUAACCGACAACACUGCGAAACAACACAAUGCGUAAGUUAGGACAAACUGUUAAAUGAAGUAUCUAUGUGACAAAGAGAGCUCGAAUUACAAAAGAGAGAGAGUCCGAAAAUUAUGUAAUAAAAUCCAAAACUAGCAAGAAAGCCACCGAUUGAGCAAAAAAAUCAAUAAAAAUAAUUGAAUUACAAUUAGAAUUUUUUGAUCUUUAUUUCUUGAUUGAUUAGCUUCAAUCCUUGCUUAAUUACAUUUCGACUGUUUUUACUGGUUAUUUUUCGCAAUCAUAACGGUGACCCAUUUUGCUUGUUUUGAGUCUUAUUAUUUUUUUACAAAUACGAUCAAACACGAAAUCCAUCCAGAGAUACAGUACAAAUGAAAAUUUUCUAAUAAAAAAUAAUUGCUAAUUCAUCUAUUUACUAAUAUCUCUGUGAGAUCAUAAAUUUGAUAUCUCUUAAAUUUUCAUGUCAAGUGUUCUUUCUCUUUCUUGAAGAAUCACAUCAACAAGUAUGUAUUUAUAAUUAUUUAAAACCAUAUUAUAUUUAUA
Pseudomyrmex gracilis is the source of this 3395-nucleotide messenger RNA. RefSeq names its product protein spaetzle 4 (gene spz4). The transcript has 6 exons. Lineage: Eukaryota; Metazoa; Arthropoda; Insecta; Hymenoptera; Formicidae. Gene Ontology annotation, biological process: central nervous system formation; regulation of Toll signaling pathway; innate immune response. The record is from RefSeq and is a predicted model, not a curated record. Gene Ontology annotation, cellular component: extracellular region. Bases 1255 to 2838 code for a protein of 527 amino acids. Gene Ontology annotation, molecular function: growth factor activity; Toll binding.